UAUGGUAAAGAAAUUGUCGGUAGCCUCGAUAUUAGAAAGGAAGAGAAGAGCAAGCGAUGAGCUGAGUAUGGACAGCUCAAAAACCAGUGAAACAACAGGCGAAGAUUUAAAAGAUGACGAAGAAGAGAAUGAAGAGGAAGAUGAAGAGAAGUUAGCCUCGUCCGGUUUCGAUCCUGAGAGAUUAAAGGCCUUUAACAUGUUUGUUAGAUUGUUUGUGGACGAGAAUCUGGAUAGAUCUGUUCCGAUAUCGAAACAGCCAAAGGAUAAGGUACAAGCUAUUCUCGAGGCUUGUGAUCGACAGUUUCCAGAAUUUCACGAACGAGCCAGAAAGAGAAUUCGGACUUACUUGAAAAGUUGCCGAAGAAUGAAGAGAACAAAAGAAAAUGGCUGGGAAUCGAUGCGUCCGACGCCUCCGCACUUGACAUCAGCUGCCGCUGAAGGCCUAUUAGCGCAAGCCUGCGAGAACGAGGCGAAUAACGCGAAGAGAAUGCGUAUGGGAUUAGAUCCCGUGCCUGCUAAUCAGACGAUUAAUCAGCCGUCGCAUGCAACAUUGGGAUCAACUGGAGGAAGCCAAUCCGUUGCAAGUAUAUCUCCUCCAGCUCCGGCUAGAGAAGGUAUAAGCGGUGUCGAUAUGACUCGACCUAACGUGUUCAGAUCUCAUGAACUGUCAUCGCCCUUCUCUUUUACGAAUGGCAAUCUGUUCUUUAGACCAGGCUUUCCUACUGCCUACGCCGGCGUUCACCCGCUUGGUCUAGCCCCACCACUGCACUCACUUCAAAAUGUUUCCUCUCCUCCAGGACCGGCAGAUUUAUCGAUGAAGAAACUUGGUAGUGGAAAGAAUGUGUUGAAUUCGACGGAAAUCAAUACAAUUAAGACGCUGAUCGCAGGCUAUAGAGAAUCGGCAGCCUUUUUGGCCCAAGAAGAAGAAGAUGAUGAUGAUGGUGAUGAUGAAGAAGGUGCAGAAAAAGAAGAAGAAGAAGAAGAAGAAACUAAAGAAAAUGGAGAAAAGAAUAGAUUGCAGCAGGAGGUUGUCAACAGCUUGACAGAAAGAACUGUUUUUAAGGAUGAACAGAUUCGAGAGCUAUAUAAUGAAUUCUUGAGUAAUUCGAAUAAUGGCUAUAUGCCACUUGACGCUUUCGGUCAAACGUUCCGGCGUUAUUUUCCAUCAUUAUCAAAUUGGAUGAGUUUCAUUACAAUUGUUAAGGGGAAUAAUGAAUCCGAGGAAGAGAAAAUUGUAUUUAAUUUCCAUCAGUAUGCGAUCGCAUUAAACGCCUUUUCUUGUGCGGAUAUCGAGACAGUACUUGAAUGGUCCUAUGACGUUUUAAGCGGAUACGACGAAGAAGAGGGCGAGGAUAAUCGAUUGAAUUACAAACAAGUUAAAACCGUUACAGAAGCCUUGCGAAGCGUUAUAAACGACCGGGGAGAUGAAAGCAGUUCGAUCGACUUUAACGUGUCGAUUACGAAUGAAUUAACCAAGAACAAACAGGAUGUAGAAAGGGGAGAAUUAACCGAAAGAAUAAUGAACAACUCAUCUCUAAAACCCUAUUUGAAUUUCCUAAGGAAUAGGGAUGAAAACAGAGUUUAA
This is a messenger RNA of Dimorphilus gyrociliatus, 1585 nucleotides long. NCBI's taxonomy places the organism in Eukaryota, Metazoa, Annelida, Polychaeta, Dinophilidae. The record is from the annotation of a GenBank genome assembly.